Messenger RNA from Patella vulgata (common limpet), 2358 nucleotides. RefSeq names its product NPC intracellular cholesterol transporter 1. The transcript is spliced from 10 exons. NCBI's taxonomy places the organism in Eukaryota, Metazoa, Mollusca, Gastropoda, Patellidae. The record is from RefSeq and is a predicted model, not a curated record. The coding region runs from base 135 to 1577 and encodes 480 amino acids.
UAUUUGGUUGUUGCUCUGUUAGUAAUAUAUUGUACGGUAGACUAUAUAUAUUAUAAGGUGUUGUUGCUCUGUUUGUAACAUAUUGCACGGUAGACUAUAUUAUAUAACGUGUUGUUAAACAGACUGUCGACAAGAUGGUUUGGUUGAAGUAUCUUCUUGUUUACCUACUAUUGGCUAGUCUUGUUGAAGAGAUUAAUUCAGUAAGGGAUGAUAAUGGACAAUGUAUUUGGUAUGACACAUGUGGCCAAGACCCUUUAACUGACAAAACAUUAAACUGUGUAUACAACGGUCCAGCUAAACAACUUAAUGGUACAACUGGUUUGAAAAUAUUGCAGAAAUAUUGCCCUUCUCUCUAUACGGGACGGGAAACCAAAACGUGCUGUUCUACGAACCAACUGAAAUUUCUGGAAAAGGAAAUGGUUUUGCCUUAUCAAAUAUUAGGAAGAUGUCACGCAUGUUACCAGAAUUUUGUCAACAUGUAUUGCUACAUGACUUGUGAUCCUCAUCAAAGUGAUUUUCUAGGUGUUAAUAGUAGCAACGGCUCGCAAAUUACAGCCAUCAACUAUACCAUAUCGACAGAAUUUGCUUAUGGAAUGUAUAAUUGUUGUCGUAAUGUGAUGAUAGCGUCCACAAAGAAACGAGCUCUCGGUAUUCUGUGUGGUCGAUCAGCUAAAGAUUGUACGCCGGAAAUAUUGUUAGAUUUUAUUGGCGAUAGACGGAACGGCGAGACACCCUUUGGCAUUAAUUUUAAUAUCACGGAUGAUAUCGUGCCAUUUGGGAACCGGACAUUAAAACCUUUAAAACGCCCACUAAUACCCUGUAAAUCUACAAUACACAAGGCUGUAACCAAGAUGGAUUUCACAGCCAAAGACAGUCGAGUUAGAGAAGAGAAAAAGCAUUUUGUUUCACACUAUGGACCUAUGCAUCGAAGAGAACAGGUGAUUAUAAGACGAGCUGGUUAUCAUCCUCGUGUAAAACACAACAAGCCUCCACCAGCUGCGGGUGUGGACUAUUUUGAUCCGAUAUUUGACCGCGAGUUCAUGCAUCAGGUUUUAGCUCUUCAGAAUGAUAUCAGCGAAUUAACAGCCAGGUUUAAGAACGAGACUGUUUCACUAGAUGAUGUUUGCUUGAAGCCUCCCGUGUUACUAAACACAUGCUAUGAUCCCUUGCCACAGUGGAACAACAACUGUUCUAUAUAUAGUCCAUUACAAUAUUAUCAAAAUAGUCAUUACAAUCUUGAUAAAGAAAAAUGGGACGAAUAUCAUUUUUUUGUGCUGGCAGAUUAUCUCGAUCAUUUUCUUCUGUGUGUAGAGACUAGUGGUGGUUUAAUAAAUGAUGUACUGGGACUGUCGUGUACGGGAACAUUUGGUCUUCAUGUACAUCCGUGGCUAGUACUCGAUGGUAUCACAGGACAUGGUGAUUAUAAUAAUGCGACGGCUCACGUGCUCACGUUCGUCCUCAACAAUCAAAGCAAUAUAAUGGAUCCUGCUAAGGUCACUGCGUGGGAAAAGGAGUUUAUUGAUUUUAUGAGGAAUUAUAAAAAUCCCAACAUGACCAUAUCGUUCAGCUCCCAGUAACUGAAAGAAGAUGAGAGUUGAAGAGAAGAGCAUGUUUCUGUAAGAGAAUUUAACAUGAUUACAUGCUUACCUAAAGCUACAAACUGGUAUUUACCGUUAAUACGACAUGAUUCCAACACAACAUUACUAAUUCAAACUUAUUGUUUACAAGUAUCAAAAUGAUUAGACACAAGAUUGAAUGAUUUAAAAGUAACCAUUUUCAUACAUAGUUAUUUUAAUAACGCUUUACAAUUUUAAACAUGAUAGUGAAAUAAUAUAUAAACAUUGUAAAUUUUAUAUGUAUUAGUUAAACAUAUAUUAUGCAAGAGCUAAAUCUGCCUAUUGCAGGUCUUUCUUUAGGCCUGAAAUGUUAUCUAAAUUAUUAAUUAGACAUUAAUUAAUUUAUCCAGACCAUAAUCAACUCUCGAUAUAAUCGCAAGCAUGCGAUAUUUACUGGAUUGGGACCCGAUUUGCUGCUCAACUUUUAUUCAUGAUUUAAUCAUGAAAUGGAUAAUCGAGACUAUGUGUUUUAUCGUACCGAAUUUAGUAAUGCUGAGCGAGUCUAGGCCAAAAAUUCAAUCGCUAGUUCUCGGUUCAGAGUGGAUCCAUUUGACUGAAAUCUUCAGCAAAUUCCCUUUACAUUAUCUAGUUUUUAACUAUUGUAGUGAGAACUGUUAGCUCUUAAUCUAAUUUCACAUAAUGUAUCUUUAAUAAAUACUGUUAAUAGAUAACAGGUAGGAAUAUAUAUAAUAUAGGUUAUACCAGCUUUCAAUAAAAACUCAUUAAAGAAUUAUCAACAUCA